Messenger RNA from Frieseomelitta varia, 7079 nucleotides. RefSeq lists its product as uncharacterized. Gene Ontology annotation, cellular component: postsynaptic specialization; glutamatergic synapse. The transcript has 14 exons. The coding region runs from base 1020 to 4034 and encodes 1004 amino acids. Gene Ontology annotation, molecular function: molecular adaptor activity. Gene Ontology annotation, biological process: signaling. NCBI's taxonomy places the organism in Eukaryota, Metazoa, Arthropoda, Insecta, Hymenoptera, Apidae. The record is from RefSeq and is a predicted model, not a curated record.
AGGGAGCCCUGGCACGCCUCCAAAUCGUCUCAGCUCAUCGACAACGCCGAUCUGGCGACGUUCGAUGUCGGCACAGCAAGCCGCGAAGUGUGUCGUUGCUAUUUUCAGGUAGAAAGUGGAGUCGUAGCGGCGAUUCAGAGUGAAGAUGAAACGCGAGUGAAACCGCACAAGGCUGUAGAAACUACGGCGACGAGAAAAGGAACAAAAAGCUCGUAAAUGUGACACGAGCGACAGGCUCUCCUCGAACAUGCAAGGUGCGGAUAGCGCGCGAAAGAACAAACUUUUUUCUACGAAACAAAGAGCGACUACGAGUGUUAUUUCUUUUAUACCAGAAUCACAUCUAUAUUUGUAGACUCUUUUUGUACAUUUAUUCUGUAGUGUAACACUUUAACGAAACACGCGGACGUGGAAUGGAUAAAUCGGCCAGGGUAGGAAAUUACAGUGAAUUAGGUCGCGAGAUCUUAUUGAUUGAGCGAGGAAAUAAGGACGAGUGUCUCCAUCGGAAUCAAUUAUCGCAUACGCGAGUGCAUCGUCAGACGCGUCCGUGCCAAUGGAUAAACACUGCUUUCUAGUGGGAUGAAUGAACGUGACCGGUGGAAUUUCUUCGCACGGAUGUGAGAGAGUUAAGACGCACGUGCUUAGUGAAUCGACGAAGAUUCGCGGAUGGCCGCGCGUGCCAAACACGCCUGAAAGAAUCAACCGUUAUGACGUGAUCCAGCAGCGGGAGGACCUUUAGACAGAGAAGUAGCUCACGAGGAUUCCACGGCUAUUUUAAGAGCAUAGUUUCUGGGUGAAAAGUAGAAACUGACGUACGCGCGUGUCUCCGAUAAUAGUCGAUAAUAACGUUGCGGAACAAAGACUGUGAGGAAAAUCGAACCUGUCUCAGGCAACGCGUGACAGGCUUUAAAUUUUCUACCGUUUUCUUUCUUUUCUUGUUUUUCUUUUCUUUUCUUUUUUUUUUUUUUUUCUACGAUCGACGAAUAAAUCAAACGAGAAAGUGGGGACAAAAGAGACGAAGCAUGGAGGGACGACGAAAAAUCGAGAUUGUCCGCGUGCCUUCGAACGAGCGCGGUAACUUCCGAUCGGUGGAUGGUGUCCGUAAUAGUUACAACUAUAUUCGUGUGGGCACGUACUGCCCGGAACCGGAUGUCAAAGUGGUAGUUUGCGACAGUAAGCCGCCCAUCGAGCAGAAUCGAAAAUUCAAAAAGCAUUUGGGACCAGUUUCGAAGCUGCUCAGACGUCGUCAUCACACGGCAUAUCUCGCAACAAAAUCCUGUGAUAAUAUUUAUAGCGUGAAUAAAAGUACUAGCUCUUUAGACUGGAGAGUUACUCAAACGACGAACGAGCAAGGCUUUCAGUCUCGUCAGAGCAGCAGCCUCGAUUGGCGAGUAGGAAGAUCCAUCAACAAACUGCACUGGAGGGACACGACGCGUAGCGCGGAACAGCUUUCGAGAAGUGGAGCAAUCAGUUCUGAUCACCUUCAAACACCCAGUACAAAGUCGAAAUUGAUCUCGUUGUUACGAAGAUUGUCCCCGCGGCUUUCUCGACCGGGGAGUAAAAAUUCCUUGCAAGCUUCGCCGACGAUUUGCCCGUGGGUGCAGGUAGAGUAUUCCUCAGAGUCGAUCAAUGACGGGCUGCGAGAAGACUCGCAGGAAUGCGACGUGAGCUUCCAGAGAGAGUUGCAGCUAAACGAACUGAGGAAACGUAUGGCUGGAAUCCCUACCACUUCUCAGGUUACCACGAAAGUUACCAAGGAUGGCAAGGAACAGCAAAGCUCGACACAGAUCAGGAUACACGUGCAACAACCAGAAAAUGAUUGUACUAACGCAUCGAAAUCUGUGCACGAGGACCGCGGGGACGAGGAUCGUCGACGAGCUAGCGGGCAAACACGUGGUGGCGGCGAGGUAGCGGGCCUGGAGGACGUCGGCGAUUAUUGCGCCGCGACGCUGACGCCGUCGGUCCCAGGCGCCGCCUGCAUCAAAUCGAAUCGCCGUACAAGGCCACUCUCCCUUGCAGUACAGCCACUUAAUUACCGCCGCCUCGACCCGGACCCGAAAAUCACCAUCGACAUCGUCGCCAGCCAUCGUCCAAACAUGACUAGCCAGGAGAGCAUCGGCAGCUGCAGUUUGGACGUCGAUCAGUCCGCGUCCGACCGAUCAGAGAACACCAUAGACACGAUAUCGAAGAAAACGUUGCACAGCCUGAAUUUGUCUUGCAACGGUGACUCGGUAUCCUCGCCGGAGAAUCUGGCAAACGGUAGCAGCGAAACGCUGCAGAAGUCGCAUUUGUCGCCGGAUGAGAAGUUAAACGUCAGCAAUGGUCAUCGAAGCAGCCCGGAACCAGAGCAGCUGACAGUGAAGAAACCGAGUUACUUGGGCCUGGCCUGUAGCAUCAGCGGCUAUUCGGGGAUCAAUAGGUACGACAGUAAGCUGAGGGAAGGAUUCCGAUCGAGGGACAGCAGCCCUGGCACCAGGUUGAUCACCAGAGACACCAGCCCGGCAGCUUUCAGAUCGAACGAAAAUCUCAACGUGCCAGCGCACCCUUAUCCGCCUAAGAGUCAGUCAAUUUCACCCCUAGCAAUGGAUAGACAAAAUGGUUUCUCGAACGGUUUGAAGGAGGAGUGUAAAGUGGAGACUUACAGGGAAUCCAGAAGUUCGAUGGGUAUCUAUCAGGGUUAUUCCGAGGUCGACAAGGGCGUGUUGCAUUCGACGUAUCCUGACGUUAGCCCGGUACAAGCUUCUACCCCUAUGAAGCGUAGUCCUGGAAUAUCGCAGAUGAUGUCUUGCAGUCAACAGAAUAAACAUUUCUCAGUGUCUCCAAAGCAACCUACUGUUAAUCUCUCAAAUGCUUCGAGUUCGUUUAGCGACACGAGUAUAUUGAACGGCACGACGGAGCAAGUAGAAAAUCAAACGACAAACAGCAGCACGAGCAGUGAGAAAUCUUUCAUUCAGCAACGAGUGGAACGGCUCUACGGUCCUGGAGCACUAGCCCAGGGUUUCUUCUUCAGGCGCAGCACUAGCAAAUUAAGCAAUACGGACAGCAGUUUUAAUAAAUCUAACAGCAACAACAACGACGUAUCGACUGAGAAUGCAAAUACCGAGGAAUCCUUGAAGAAUUUACCAGUGUUGAGACAUCUGAGACCAGAGUUUCGAGCUCAACUUCCUGUGGUUAGCCCUAGAAGACCUACGGAUGGCUCGGAACAAGUUCUCAAGCCCUUGCAGAGGGUAACGCCAGUUUCGCGGAAGGCCGAGCAGAAACCAAAAAUCCCAGCUGCCAAGAAUUUAGACGGAAAUCUAGCGGAUAGCGGAGCGCAAAAGCUGAACUCCAGCGUGACUAGCAUCCCGGAUCAGCAGCCAGCUGCUCCAAAGGUAGUUCUACCUGUCUUAGAACCGAGCGCCAGCUCUACGAACGUGGCGAAACAGGUUCAGGAAGCGGAGAAAACGGUCGAAGAGAAAAAUGGACAUUACUUCAUGAAGUUGUUGAAACAGGAGACAGACAGGUUGCUCUCGUUAGCUGCGUCAACGGAAGCGGAAUUGGCUAGUUGCGAUACUGUUGCACUUCCGGAAGAGGCAGCCGGAAAACUGCGCUCGGCUGCGGGCAAAGCUAGGUUACUCGCCUCUCAGAAGAUGCAACAAUUCGAGGGACUGUGCCAGAAAAAUAUCAACCAAGUGCCUGGCGAGGAAUUCCCAACGACGAGCGAGGAUCUGGCGGGCUUCUGGGACAUGGUGAUGCUGCAGGUGGUGCAAGUAAACGAACUAUUCGAUCAGAUAGAAAAGUUACGCAAUUCUCAGUGGCAAGAGACUGUACCAGAGAAAAAGACAGUGGCCUCAACCCCGCAAAACGGCACCACGGCGAAACGUCGCGUCGCGCCGAUUCACAAAUCAAAAUCCACAGCCAACAGCGAGGCGAACAAGAAGGCGAGAGAGGCGAGAGAACAAGCCCGGCGACAGUUGAUCGAGGAGAGAAGGCGAGCGAUGCGCUCGAACGCGCAAAAUUCCGAGAAUACUGUAAAGAUCUUCGCCCCCGAUACGUAACGAUAGAAAAAAGAAAAAAAGAAAAAAAGAAAAAGAAAGAAACAGGGUGGCCGAUCUGUCGAGCAGAAUUCGUAGCAGCGUUUCCGGUGACGCUUAAUGCCUCGAGCCAAAUCAAACCGCCGUAUUUUUUAUGCAUUUUCUCAAACAACUAGGUAUCUCGAGCAGUCCGACGAUUAAUUUCCUCCAAUUAAUUACUAAUUGGCGAUUAAUGCGAUGCCUGUCGUCGUCGCGUUUCAUCCGCGUGACGAAUGAUUCAGUCGGGAAUUAAAUUGUCAGACUGCUCGGUACAGAAACGACUAUAAACUAUAAUAACUACCAAUACUGCUUCGACUACAAUCAAACUCGCUUUAUGUCGUUGAUAGAAUUGCGCGUGUGCAAUAUAACACGGCGCGAGCAAUAAGAGCGAUAUUCACGGUAUGUAAAUUGAUAAAUAUUUAAAGCGAUCGAUUUUUUUAACGGAUUGACUUGACUUCUAGCGAAAUAUGAAAAUGGAUGGAGGGAAUUAAGUUUUUAAGGAUUUUACCAUAUUUUAUUACGAUGUUUGUUCUUCGUCUCACGCUCUUACACACACGGACACGGACACACACACAUACACACGUACCAUUCACCUUGGAUUUUACACGCUGUGAUGUUUCGUGCUAAUCUUGUUACGUUUUAUAAAUGAUUUACGCUGUCGUUCGACUUCUGCGAUAUAUUUAAUGUUCACUUGACGAACGGACGAGCAUUUUCGGCUCCUUGUUUCUAUUUCACGUUUUUUUAAGGACGCUACGCGAAGGGAAUAUCGAUGGAAAAAUUUACUCGACGAGAGAGAAAAGUAAUGAGAACAAAGAAAAGCUAUUAAGAUGAAGCGAAAGUAAUAGAAGUAAAUACAAAAACGAAGACGAGAAAAUAAAAGGAGAAUCGUGUCUCAAUUAUUCGUGAUGGAAAGAAAAGAAGGCAUGGAGAGACUGCUUCCUUGUCCAUAGGAUUUUUUGUAAAAACAAAAGAAGAAAGAAGCUGAAAGGUAGUUACUCGAGUAUUUCUGUAUGGUGUUUUUAGCGAUCACGAGUAACUGAUAUUUAUACAAAUUGCACGAACGAUCGCUGGUUAACGUUGUCGGCGAGUUAACUAAUUCGUGGCAGUUAGUCAAAACUUAGGUCUGGCUCAAGUAUUUAAAAGCAGUUGUCACCCUCGUAACAGUUGAUCGCCUUGAGCCGGGUAUGAUUUUUAUCCCGUAGCCUCGUGUAAUAUUAUAUUAAUGAUCGUUCGAAGAAAGCUAAAGAUCGCCUAAGAAAGUUCUCUAUUCGCGAAACGAUCGAGAUCGGGGGAGAGGAUCGUGAAUUGCAGAUUGAACCGCAAGAAAGAUUCCUAUUAUUUUUUAUUAUUUGUACUGUUUCUGUAACGUCUGAUUAAUACAAUUAAUUUUUAGAACUUCGGCAAGAGAAGUUCGGCGACUGGAGAAACUCCGAGGAAACUUGCCGAGCUACCCUUGCCGGUUGUUAGUUUGGUCUCGCGAGGAAAUCGGUCCUGCAAAGAAAGGAAAUUAGUCGUAGAUUUUAGAUUUUGCGAACGACGGACGAAAGGUGUGAAAGGUUCUUCCUAAGGGAUCCUAAGCGCAGAAAAACCGUGUGGACCGGAAAAUCGUUUGUCUGAGUUGACAUUCCCGUAGAGACAGUCUCGGAACGCCCGGAUAGUUUAAUUCCACAUAUUCAUUUUUAAGUAUCUGGUAGAUAAGCUGGCGUAUAGCAAAGCGUAAUUAGAGCUGGUUCAACCAAAUAACACGCGCUAAUCUAAUUAAAAAUACUCGGUAUGGUGAGUGUGUCGCGAUUUUUUUCACGAUUAAUACGAUGAAUCUUUGAAUCCCGCGCGCGUCGAAACGAAUUGAAGGAACAUAAAACGAAAUGAAAAUUCGUCGAGGAAUACGUCGUUCUACUCGCGAGUACGCAUGAACGCGUAUCAGCCCGCGUUAUUUAUUGACUGUUAAUUCCCUUGGUGCCUUGAUUAUUUAUACGUGUGUACAUAAAAAUCGACUGACGACGAUACGAUGUCGUUUCGCGAUCACGUUCGAUCGCUUUUGACAGCAAACAAUGAGUCGAUAAAUGAGAAUGAAAUGGAAACACGUUGGUUAGCUUCCUUUUCGUUCGAUUAACAAUUGAAUUGAUGAUUAAUUCGCUUCAUUGCACAGCAUUCGAAAUCAUGAACAAGAGGAACGAGUGAAGUAGUCGAGAUCGCUCAAGUUUUGUUCUCAUUUAUCCGUUCUGCCUAAAGACGAAAGGAAAUUUUUUUAGUAACGAUCUGUAUUUUAGAUUUCCAGCGAAUCCGUCGGGGGCUCUUUUGUAAAACAUCAUCGUGAGCGAGAGUAGUAGUAUAAAUUAAUUUUUUUUUUUUUUUUUUUUUUAAUGCAACAACCGUGUGCCGCGAGCGACUGUAUAUAAAAGUGCGCGAGAGUAUUGCGUGAAUGAGGCAGCGAGCGAUUGCAGGCAACCAUUAAUCGUGUAAUUUACAGAAACCGCUAUUAGUAUAUAUAUUGUGUACAUUGGCCAGCACGACAGAAUUCGACACAAUUUCGUUUCCUCUUGGUAAAAAGUUUUCGAGCAGAGUCACUCGUCCCUCAUUUCUUGAAUAUAAUUAAGACGGUAAUAAAAAUUGAUAUAAUCAAAUUGAUAUAAUCAAAAGAUAAACAAUUAAAUUUCCUCUUACAUUUUAUACGAAAGUUUCAACAUUUUCAAAUAAUUUCGAAUACCGGUUUUCGAGCGAAAAUUUCUUGCCAAGAGUAUUCUCUGUUAAUUCUCGUUUCGUUCUCAGUUGCAUCCUCGUUUAUACAUGUACAGUUCGUGUUUUAGGGGGCUCUACUUUGAUCCGCACCGUAGUAAUUUAUAUUUCAGUACAGUACCCCGUUGCUUCUCUUCGUUAAGGACGCAUACUGUCCUGAAAAGCUUCCCGAAAGAUCGAUCCAAAGCGCGUACAAGGAUAAUGCGGCGUGACCUAAACCAUGAUCAUCGUGUACUUUUAAGAAGCUCUGUCUGUACAUUUUUUUUAAUUCGAGGAAACUCAUUUUCAUGAUUG